AGUGGGUGUUAAAUAGAUUGGAAUGUUAAAUUGUGAUAUUCUUUUCCUGUGUAAUCAAAAUUAUAAAUAGCCAAAUAAUAUGAUUUUUGUUUAGUAACUCACAAUGAUGUCGUCUUUAGUUCUUCUCUUAUGUGUUUGCUUGAGUGAAUAUUAUGUUGUGUCAGAAAAAUUAUCGGCUGCUGUCCCUGUCGAUAUAAAAUUCACAAAACUAAUGGACGUUAAGUUGGAAAGUCCGAGUAGAACCAGCUCUUUGAGUAAUGAUAUAGGAAGAUUUCUUUAUCCUCAAACUGACAACAUCGGUUCAGAAACCAGAGAAGACUAUUUUCAAGUUCCCUUAAAGUUGUCAUUUGGGAUAGAUAAGCAAAAUGCGAUUCAAGAAUACGAAAAACCUAUUUCAAGUGUGUUUGACCAAUGUAAAUAUUUGGUAGGUAGAAGCCAACUACCGAUUUGUCGUUUGAAUCCAGUUGCAAAAAAUUCAGAAAAUAAUUAUUAUCCAAGAAGUUGCAGAGAAAUACUUGAAACUGGAAACAAUAAGUCUGGUGUCUACCUAAUCAAACCUAGAACAAGUAACAAGCCGUUUGCUGUUUUGUGCGAUAUGGAAACUAAAGGAGGUGGCUGGACUCAUAUUCAAAAGAGAUUUGACGGAUCUCAAGAUUUUUAUCUUCCUUGGAGAGAUUACAAGAUUGGCUUUGGUGAUCUCAAUUCUGAAUUUUGGAUAGGACUUGAAAAUAUUUAUCACAUGACAGCCUUCGAUAGAAACGAACUUCUUGUAGAGGUAACAGAGACGAACAAAAAUAUUAGCCAUGCACAAUAUUCAACGUUCUCAAUUGGUAACGAAAUGGACGGCUAUCCACUAAAAGAACUUACAGGAUACUCAGGAAAUGCUGGGGAUGGUCUAGCCAAUCAAAUUGGUAUGAAGUUUUCAACAUUGGAUGUGGAUCAAGAUAAAUACUCUGGGAAUUGUGCUCAAAUUUAUGAGGGUGCUUGGUGGUAUAAUAACUGCCAUAACAGCAAUCUUAAUGGAAAAUUUAUGACAGUAGUACUUCCUGAAGCAUAUUUAGCACAUGGUCUUAACUGGUAUCCUCUCAAAACAGCCCAUGUAAAUUUGGCUGGUUCCAGAAUGAUGAUUAGGCCCAUCGGAGCAUAAAUAAUUAUUAAUAAAAGAAUAUGUAAAUAAUUUAUAUGUGUGCCUCUGUGUAAUACUAUUUUAAUAUAAUUGUUUGACAUUUUU
Molecule: messenger RNA, 1231 nt
Organism: Diabrotica virgifera virgifera (western corn rootworm)
Lineage: Eukaryota; Metazoa; Arthropoda; Insecta; Coleoptera; Chrysomelidae
Product: microfibril-associated glycoprotein 4-like
Exons: 6
Coding region: 104-1147 (347 amino acids)
Source: RefSeq, a predicted model, not a curated record